Molecule: messenger RNA, 2950 nt
Organism: Dendronephthya gigantea
Lineage: Eukaryota; Metazoa; Cnidaria; Anthozoa; Malacalcyonacea; Nephtheidae
Exons: 1
Coding region: 1-2199 (732 amino acids)
Molecular function (GO): ADP binding; protein binding
Source: RefSeq, a predicted model, not a curated record
AUGGCAGAAAGUGAAGAAGCGAGAACGAGUCACUUGCCUGAGAGAUCACCAACGUUCACAGCGCGCGAAAGUGAGAUCCAAAAAGUUAUUAGUUUUCUCAACGAUAAAGAAACGGCCGUUGUCUCUCUUUAUGGCCGGCCUGGAUUUGGCAAGACAGCAAUUGCUGUCGAAUUGGCACAUCAGCUUAACGAAGAUCAUAAGAUUCUUGUCAUUUUCUCUCGUUUCACUACCUCCGUCUCUGAAGAUGAAAUGAUCCUACAACUAUGCUGUGAUGUCGGUAUCAACCAAGAAAAUGACCCCAAGUCAUCUUUAGCCCUUUGGUUGAGAAGUAUCUAUAACAAAGUAAUUUUUGUUUUGGACAAUGUAGACAAUCUGCUCGCGUUUUUCUACGAGCUUAUUCGUUUUCUUCGAAAUCACUCCAAUCAGCAUUGUCAGAUGAUAACUACCUCUAGGAUGUCUUACCAAAUACCAGGUCACUCGAUUGCGAAAGUUCAAGUCAGCGAGAUGGACAACGAGUCUUGCAUUGCGCUAUUACAAAAAAUGUGCCCUAGUCAUGAAAUGGAUGAUAUUUUCUUGCAAGAAUUAGCCGAACUAUGUGGUCAAGUACCUCUUGCCAUGUGCAUCGCUGGCACCAGAGUUCAAGACUUUGAAAACUCUGAUGAUUUAUUACGGCAACUAAAGAAUGACCCAUUGGAGGCUUUACAAAGUCCCGACGGUGACCAGUUCGUCACAAGAGCUGUCAAAAUGUCAUACGAAAUGCUAGGUAAUGAGCAGAGAAUAAUUCUCGCCCGUUUAACAGUCUUUGACGCAGGUUUUGAUGAUAUGGCCGCUAAAGUAGUAAUAAAUGAAAGGAACUUGGAUAUUGAAGAGAUUUUAAAGAAUUUCGUUUGUCGACGCUUGAUUAAACUAGCCUGUGGCCAUUACUCCAUCCAUCCCUUGAUUAAACGUUUCUUGAUGGGUCGUUUAGGUGAGCAAGACAAAAAGUGUGCACAAGCGUUAAUGGUGGGACACUACUUGGCAUUAGGGCACAACUUAACGAUGCAGAGUUACUCGAAAGACGGUUACAAAGUGAACAGAGAAGCUCUCAAAAGGGAAGCACAUCAAAUCCAGAACGUCCUUAAAAUUUGUUGCAACCAAAGAGAUUCCGACAUCAUCGUCUGCCUUACUCGUAGUGAAAUUUACACCACAUCUGCACGACUCUUUUUCAUCUUCAUAAGAACCGUCAUACCUGAAAAUAUUGUCGACAAGUUCCUACAACUGUGCGCCGAUCUGGCUGAGCAAAGGAAGGAAUACGCUAUUAAAAUAGAUUUUGAUUGCUUGAUAGCAGCGCAAAAACGACGUCAGUCAACUUUCACCCCAGACGUAUAUAAUGAAAUGUUUGAAAAAAUCAAAGAGGAUUUUGAAAGACUUGGAGACGUGGAGGAAAACCUGUCAGUUCGUGCUCAUUUUUUCUACCAACACGGUAGAUAUCUAUCGUUUAAAGCUGAAAACUGUACAUUUGAUGAGAGACCUAAAUUUUUGGCUGAAGCACGACACCAGCUAGAAAGAUCAUUUGAGAUUAGAGAAAUGUUAACAGAGACCACAGUGGAAAAAGCAGACAAGAUAUUUUCGGCUUUACAUUUAGGAAAUAUAUGGAAGAAGAUCGCAAAGUCUGAAUUUUGCAAUUUCCGACAGGAAUCCAGUGAAUCGCCCAAAAAAGCAGAAAAAAAUUACAAAGAGGCUUUACAAUUAUCCUUAAACAAUUUAGGUGAACACGAACUUACAUCAGCGUGCUACAAAAAUCUUGGUGAUUUCUACUUACUCCUCCGUGUUAAUGAGAAGGCUAUAGAAAUGUAUACCAAUGCUAAACGAAUACGUGAAAAUUUGGAUCUUGAAGCCAGUGGAAAACACGUUAAUCUACUCAGCAAUUACGGAAAAUGUUUGAUUCGUGUAAGACGUGUAGAAGAAGCAAUAGUUCACCUCGAAAUUGCUAGGAACAUAGCCGAGAAACUCGCUAUUAACGACGAACCAAAUCAAUGCAAGGCAAAGAUCUACACAUCACUAGCUAUUGCAUACAAGGAAGCACGAGGAAUGAAUUCUGAAGAAGCAGUGAGUUGUGCAAAAAAAGCACGGGAUUUCGAUGGAAUUAUCAGAGUCGUCAAGGAAUACGAGUAUAAUAUCAUACAGCAAAUUGUACAAAAUAAUUUGCAAACAGCUUAGACACCAUAAUUAUAACCGUAUAAGCCCGGACCAAAAGCCCUGCAACACUAAAUAACUCACGUAGUGUUUCCACAAACGUCCAAAAUUAUAUAUCGCCAUGCAAAAUUCAAAGAACUUAUUAGCUUAUAGCGGCUAACUUUUAUGGAAUCUUUCAUCGCACAUUCUCUUAAGAGUUUCAAUUUGCACACUUGCACCUUUUAGUCCACCCUCCCCCUAAUUCUAUCCCUGGCUUGACAAAGCCAUGCAGCAUUAACCAUUAUUACCAGCAAUUUUCAUUCAGAUACGGGAUUGGACUGUUGAUUGUCUGUUGAUUAUUUUGAAACGACCUUGAACAAGCAGGAUCAUUAUAUCACCGCUCAAGGAACUUAUAUUAAGCUUAGAUACGCUAUUUUAACGAUGUUUCCGGGCGCACUUAGAGAACCAACUUAAACAAUAUGAAUAAUAAAUAAUUGGAUUUGGAUUAAUUACAAGUUUUAUCCAUGAUGUUUAGUUCUCGUGCUUAUAAAAAAUCCUAAUCCUAUCAGUGUUGGUGACUAUUGUAAUUAAAAUUUCCAAGUAUAUAGAGUUUCUUACUCAGAACAAUUUGCCUAGCAAGCAAAUAUAUGGCAAGUAUAGACAUUCAUAUCAUCGAUAAAAAAGAAAAUUACAGAGCAUUUUGGAUGGGACCAUCUCAGAGAUUUUUAACCAUUUAACAACCAUCCAUUUACGAUGUAUUUUUGUAAAAAAAAAUCAUUUCAUGGAGUGACGUCGA